AUGCCCAACGGACGCCUCAAGGCGCGCGCGCUCGCUCCCCAUUGGACGCUACUUUUCCGGCCUGGUUGCGGGAAGGCCGCUCAUUGGUCCAGUGUGGCUCCGCCCACCCCCGCGCUCACCACGCCCACAGGAAGCGAGGGGAAGCUUCCCCAUUGGCUCUUCGCGCUGCCCAGGCGCCCUAUUGGCUGGACUCGGAGCCACCGCCCCCACCUUUGGGCCAAUAGUUCCGCCGCAGCAAUCAGGAGCCGAGGCAAUCAGGGCAGAGCAGCCGACCGUGCCGGGGUUGCUAAGCUACGCGGCUGGAGGCGACGCGGCGCCGGGCAGCUCGGAGACCGGAGCCCGGGCCCGAAGAUGCGGCGGGCUGCGGAAGGCAGGAGCGCGGCUCUGGCCCGCGCUCAAGCACAGCUGGCCGGGAGGCGAAGGGUCACGCAGAGGGGUCAGGGUCCCGCAGGUGCUCCUGGCAGCGUCACACUCAGCAGCAGCAGCAGCAGCCACUUGUCUGCCAGUGAGCUGAGCAAUCUGGGGGGCCCCACUGCCCCAAUGGGGAGAAAGGAGUGGGAGGGCCAGAGCAAGCCUGCUGUGCUGCCGCAGCCCAAUAGCCGCUUCUUAAAGCAACAGGCCCUGGCGCCCAGAGAGCCUGGACCAGCAGGGCUCCAUCCUGCUGCCAGGAGGAGCCUCAGCACCACCGCCGCCGGCUCCUCCAAGGGCCGGUCCAGCGCUGUCCUGAGAAAGCUGGCACAGAUCGAAAGCAAGCUCAGGAGCCGGAGGGCUGGGCCAGCCGUGAGCCGCGGCCAGCAGGCGCCGUCUGAUGAGGAGCCUUCCUGGAGCAGGUCCAGCCGAGACAACGCCCAGCACUGGGCAGCAGGAAGGCUGGAGCGAAGCCCCCAGGCGGAGGCGGCGCCCCUCCCGCCCGAUCCUGCUGGGAGCGCACCAGAGCGGACCCCCUCCCCGCCAAGCAGGCGGCUGGGCGGGGCGGCAGCGUCCUGGCGCCUGUCCUCGCCCGCUCUCCUCCAGGAUUGCCCAGCGGCAGGUGCCGCCUCUCUUUCUCCAAGGGGAGGCUCUCUGUCUGGGCGGAGCCCCAUCAGGUCCCUGGAGGAGCUCUUCUCGGAAGCCGGCUCCAGCAGCAGCAGCGAGUUCCGAGUCAACGUUCUGAGCCUUGAGGACUUGGCACCCAGCAUGGCCGGCCAAGAGGAAGAGACACAGGCAACCAGAAGGUCGAGCCAAGAGCUGGGAACAAGCGGAAGCCCCUUUAAGGCCCCAAGUGCCGUUGUGGGGGAAACGGCCAUCCUGAAGGAAGAGGAGGACCAAGGAGGAGGGACGGAGAUCUCGGAGCGCCUGAGUGGCAGCUCUGCUGACCGCUCCCUGGGCCAGCCGACGAGCCCCGUCAACACCGAGUAUUCAGACGACUUUGAGCCCUCCGUGGCAGAGGACGUGGAAGAAGCCCCAUCUUCUGCUGAGGGUUCCCAGGGCAGUACGGAGGCCUCUCUGCGCUCUGGCCCGUCCAAGCUGCCCCGCCACGGCUCCCCUCUGGGGCGUCCAGGAAGCACCAGGCCAGGGGUGAAGGAAGCAGCUGUGCAGACAAGUGGCUCUUGGCCUGCUGCUCCCUGGGGGCUAGCUGAGGUCGCAAGUGCUGCUCUUGGCCAGACUGCAGCAGCAGGAGGAAGUUGUCCUGGGGAAGCCCCACCCGCCCCCAGUCCCCCAGGGAGCAUGGCCGCCCUGGAAGCCCUGGUGAGCGGCAGCCCGGCCAGGUUGGUGCUGAGCGACAUGUUGCAGCAGAACCUGCUGCUGAUCCGGCACUUCGUGGAGGCCACGCGCCACCUUCACGCCUCCUUUGUGGCCUCGCUGGAGGAGGAGGAGUUCCACUACCACACGCUGGAGGAAGCCAAAGCGUACAUCAAGCGCCACAAGCCUCGGCCUCUGACGCUGGAGCAAGCCUUGCGAGAACGAGGAGAGCAGAGCCACACGGAGGCGCCGUAGGAAGGAGCCCCCCCCGCCCCCCUCCGGGCAGGGACUGGCCCCCCCUGCAAUCCCCCGAGAGAGGGGGCCAGCCGGCACGUGGGUCACAAGACGACUUGCUGCUGCUGCUGCCGCCGCCACCCCCACAGGAGGAGCCUCAGCAGAGGACCGGCCAGGAAGGGCUUCGGGCCCAGCAGCCCACCUGGAACUGGGGCGUCGGGCCGCUGCAGGCCAGCCAGUGCUCCCCCCACCCCCAGUCCCCCCCCUCAAUAAAACCUGACCCUCGUAUAGAAAAA
Messenger RNA from Hemicordylus capensis (graceful crag lizard), 2252 nucleotides. RefSeq names its product chromosome 2 C19orf44 homolog (gene C2H19orf44). The record is from RefSeq and is a predicted model, not a curated record. The coding region runs from base 1 to 1977 and encodes 658 amino acids. The transcript is spliced from 7 exons. NCBI's taxonomy places the organism in Eukaryota, Metazoa, Chordata, Lepidosauria, Squamata, Cordylidae.